CUUUCCCACCCUUUCUUUUGUCCCCAUCCCUGUCACUCUUUACCCCCCUCCGCAUCAUAAACGACUUCCAGGAUGAAGUACGCUGUUGCUUUCUCGGCUAUCGCCGCUCUUGCUGCCCGCGCCGCUGCUGUCGGUGUCUCGGGCACCCCCGAGGGAUUCGCCUCCAGCGCCACUGGCGGUGGCAGCGCGACUGCUGUUUACCCUUCCACCACCUCAGAGCUGGUCUCUUACCUCGGUGAUGAUGAGGAGCGUGUCAUCGUCCUGACCAAGACCUUCGACUUCACCGACUCCGAGGGUACCACCACCACCACCGGUUGUGCUCCCUGGGGUACUGCCUCCAACUGCCAGCUGGCCAUCGACCAGGACGACUGGUGUGAGAACUACGAGCCCGAUGCGCCCACCUCCAGCGUUACCUACGACAACGCCGGUGUCCUCGGUAUCACCGUCAACUCCAACAAGUCCCUCAUCGGUGAGGGUACCUCCGGUGUGAUCAAGGGCAAGGGUCUCCGCAUGGUUUCCGGUGUCUCCAACAUCAUCAUCCAGAACAUCGCCGUCACCGACAUCAACCCCAAGUACGUCUGGGGAGGUGACGCCAUCACCCUCGACGACGCCGACUUGGUCUGGAUCGACCACGUCACCACCGCCCGUAUCGGUCGCCAGCACUACGUGCUCGGAACCGAGGCCGACAACCGUGUCUCCAUCACCAACAACUACAUCGACGGCGAGUCCGACUACUCGGCCACCUGCGACGGCCACCACUACUGGAACGUCUACCUCGACGGCUCCUCCGACAAGGUGACCUUCAAGGGCAACUACCUGUACAAGACCUCCGGCCGUGCCCCCAAGGUCCAGGACAACACCUACCUCCACAUCGUCAACAACUACUGGGACAACAACUCCGGCCACGCCUUCGAGAUCGGCUCCGGUGGCUACGUCCUCGCCGAGGGUAACUACUUCUCCGACGUCGACACCGUCCUCGAGACCGACACCUUCGAGGGUGCUCUUUUCUCCUCUGACAGCUCCUCCUCCGCCUGCGAGGACUACAUCGGCCGUGCCUGCGUCGCCAACGUCAACGGAGGUGACCUCACCGGUACCUCCACCACCGCCCUCGAGGCCUUCAACGGUGACACUCUCGCCACCGCCGCUGCUGCCAACACCAGCCCUGCCUCCACCGCUGGUCAGGGUAACCUGUAA
Messenger RNA from Aspergillus heteromorphus CBS 117.55, 1194 nucleotides. Its product is annotated as polysaccharide lyase family 1 protein. Bases 73 to 1194 code for a protein of 373 amino acids. The transcript is spliced from 3 exons. The record is from RefSeq and is a predicted model, not a curated record. Lineage: Eukaryota; Fungi; Ascomycota; Eurotiomycetes; Eurotiales; Aspergillaceae. Gene Ontology annotation, molecular function: pectate lyase activity.